Messenger RNA from Lasiodiplodia theobromae, 282 nucleotides. RefSeq names its product putative mitochondrial serine protease Pim1. The record is from RefSeq and is a predicted model, not a curated record. Bases 1 to 282 code for a protein of 93 amino acids. Lineage: Eukaryota; Fungi; Ascomycota; Dothideomycetes; Botryosphaeriales; Botryosphaeriaceae. The transcript has a single exon.
AUGCAUAGCCCUCUCACGGGCUUCUGCCUCCUUCUUGUGCGCUCUUUGGAGCUUCCACUGAGCGCGACGGAUGAAGAAUUGACACUUCAGAAUCUUCAAGCAAACCCAACCGAUCUGGACCUGGAUAAUGAUCCACUGGACAACCAGGAGAAGCUGUGUGAUGGUAAUGAUGAUCCGCCAGGUGAUCAAGGUCAGGAGCAGCCUAGAACAGACCCACAAAAGGCGCCCGAGCCGGACGAGGAGCCUGAGCACGAGGCGGAACCGUGGCUGAGGGCGAGCUAA